This is a messenger RNA of Pyrenophora tritici-repentis Pt-1C-BFP, 1918 nucleotides long. RefSeq names its product Carboxypeptidase C (cathepsin A). NCBI's taxonomy places the organism in Eukaryota, Fungi, Ascomycota, Dothideomycetes, Pleosporales, Pleosporaceae. Gene Ontology annotation, cellular component: fungal-type vacuole. Gene Ontology annotation, biological process: proteolysis. The record is from RefSeq and is a predicted model, not a curated record. Gene Ontology annotation, molecular function: serine-type carboxypeptidase activity.
AUGGUCACGGCCGUGAGGCUGGAGGCUCAUCAGAGUCAGGGGGGUUGCGGCUGUGAAACCUCCAUUCCACGCGAUUUUGGUAUGCAGUGCAUGUAUCGCAAAUCAGCACCGGACAGCAAGUUCCACAACCUUUAUGCCGGUGACCUGAAGCCUUGGUUAUCUCUUCUGCACGACAAGCUUUUUGCACCAUGGCGCGCUUCACUCAAAUUGCUGCCCUCUUGGCGGCUGCGACGCUUUAGCAGCGCUCGUACGCCUUUCAUCAAGGAGCGUCAGGUACCCGCUGACCCUACUGGCGUCACGACCAUCACCUCCGCCCAGGGUGCUCAGAUUAGGUACAAGCAGCCCGGAAAGGCUGGAGUGUGUGAAACCACCCCAGGUGUCGAUGACUAUGCCGGAUAUAUCAGCCUGAACCCGACGACCAACAUGUUCUUCUGGUUCUUCGAGGCUCGCGAGAACCCCACUGAAAAGCCAUUGACAUUGUGGCUGAACGGUGGACCGGGAAGUGACUCCCUAAUCGGUCUCUUCCAGGAACAUGGCCCAUGCAAUGUUACAGAGGAUCUCAAGACGCAGUUGAACCCCUACUCAUGGAACGAGCAUAGCAACAUGCUCUAUCUGUCACAGCCCGUGGGUGUCGGUUUCUCAUACGAGACUACCGAGACCGACAGCGACGGUAGAUACUCGCUUGUCGACCCAGACACGGCAAACACCACCGACUUUGCAGCGGUUGGUGCGUGGCACAUCCUCCAGGCUUUUUUGGAGCUGAGCCCUCAGCUCGACCCGGAUAUCACCAACUUCACAUUCAAUCUGUGGACUGAGAGCUACGGUGGACAUUACGGCCCGGGUUUCUACAACUACUUCUACCAGCAAAACGAGAAGAUCCGCAAUGGCUCAGCUGCUGGUGUCGAAGUACAGAUGGAUACUCUCGGUAUAAUCAACGGUAUCGUUGAUGAGCAGAUCCAAGCUCCUUACUACCCCGAGUUUGCUGUCAACAACACCUACGGCAUCAAGUCAAUCAACGACACCAUUUACACCUUCAUGAAGCAGGCCUACUACAUGCCCGAAGGUUGCCAUGACCAAAUUGAGUACUGCAGGCAAUCUGAUCGUACCACCGAAGAUGGCUACCUUACUUGCUCAUCUGCCACUAACCUGUGCCGUUCCCUGGUCGAAGAGCCCUACUACGCUUUCGGCGGCCGUGGUGUCUACGACAUUCGCCACCCUUACGAUGACCCGACACCACCAGACUACUUUGAGUACUUCCUCAACCUCGCCAGUACCCAGGAAGCAAUCGGCGUCAACAUCAACUACACCAGCACCAACGCCCCCAACGUAUCACUUGGAUUCCAACAAACCGGCGACUUUGUCUUCCCCAACUUCAUCGAAGACCUCGAGGAGAUCCUCGGCUACGGUGUCCGCGUCGCCAUGCUCUACGGUGACGCCGACUACAUCUGCAACUGGUUCGGUGGUGAAGCUGUCUCCCUAGCCGUCAACUACACCGACUCGGAAGCUUUCCGCGCAGCCGGCUACACGCCUUUCCUCGUUGACGGCGUUGAGUACGGUGAGGUCCGCGAGUACGGCAACUUCUCUUUCACCAGGAUCUACGAGGCUGGUCACGAGGUGCCAUACUACCAGCCAGUUGCUAGCUUGGAACACUUUAAGCGUGUGCUAGAUCAUGUCAUCAUUUCCGAUGGCAGCAAGGUUGUUACCGAUGAUUACAGCACAAAUGGAACGGCAAAGGCGACGCAUACAGAGCCUUAUGUGCCGCUGCCCCCGCCUACGGCGACACCUAGCUCGAAUGCUACCGCAAAUAUGCUGAGGUUCAGGAGGGACUCGUACUAGAGUCUUGAAGGGGUGGCAUGUAGAUAGCUAAUACGCCGUGUUUUUACAUCUGCACGUCGUCUAAUCUAAUGAGCUUACAUCA